Molecule: messenger RNA, 1230 nt
Organism: Glycine soja
Lineage: Eukaryota; Viridiplantae; Streptophyta; Magnoliopsida; Fabales; Fabaceae
Product: probable 2-oxoglutarate-dependent dioxygenase AOP1
Exons: 3
Coding region: 47-970 (307 amino acids)
Molecular function (GO): dioxygenase activity
Source: RefSeq, a predicted model, not a curated record
UUCUCUUUAACCAGCGAAACCAAUAAUUAAGAGAGAUAGGCAUACGAUGGGUUCUGAAGGAAAACCUAUGCUUCCUGUUCUAGAUUUCACCAUAGAAGAUUUGAAGCCAGGGACCAAUUCCUGGUUAUCAACAUGCACAAGUGUGCGCCAAGCAUUUGAGGAGAAUGGUUACUUUGUUGCUGUGUAUGAUAAAGCUUCUAUUGAGCUACAAAAUGGUGUAUUUGGCUCCAUGAAGGAGCUGUUCGAUCUCCCAACAGAAACCAAACGAAGAAACAUAUUUGAGGGCAUGCCCUUGAAAGGCUACGUUGGACAGCACCCCAAGAUUCCCCUCCACGAAAGCAUGGGCAUAGAUCCGGGAACAACACUAGAGGGAAUUCAAAGUUUCGCAGAAAAAUUGUGGCCUCAUGGAAAUGAUCAAUUUUGUAAAUAUAUAUUUGAAUAUGCAAAGGUAGCUGAAGUAUUGAAUCGGAUGGUGGUGAGAAUGAUAUUUGAAAGUUAUGGUCUUUUGGAGCACUAUGACACAUUCAUAGGGUCUACAAAUUAUCUCCUUAGGCUUUUGGCACACAAAGCACUCGAACAGAAUGAGCCUCAACUGGGUUUUGUGGCUCACACUGACAAAAGCUUCACAACUAUUCUUCAUCAAAAUCAUGUCAAUGCACUCAUGGUGGAGACAACGAACGGUAACUGGAUUGAUGUUGAUUUCUCUUCACCUACUUCUUUUGUUGUAAUGGCUGGUGAUGCACUCAUGGCUUGGAGCAACGACAGAAUAAAGUCCCCUAAUCAUAUGGUUAUGAUGAAUGGGAAUGAAACAAGGUACUCUCUAGGCCUGUUUGCCUUCUACAGAGGAAUUCUGAAAGUACCUGAAGAGCUAAUUGAUGAAGAACAUCCAUUGCAAUAUAAGCCGUUUGAUCAUCUUGCAUUACUAAACUUCACUUACAGUGCUAAUAUGAAAGCCUAUUGUGGCGUGUGAAAAGCUUGCCAAGGUUAAACUUUCAGCAAACUGUGUGAUAUGUAUUUCAUAUAGUUCUUCCUUUGCAAAUAGCUACACUAAACUUUGGUUGUGAUGUGAUAUUUAUUAUCUGGUCAGUUAUGUAUUCUAGAUUUGGCUUGUAUUAUAAGUGCUUUCCAAAUAAAUUGCUGAAUGUUUAUCAUCGUGUAAAUGAUGUUGUAUUAAAACUCUGUAUAUCGGUGCGGCUAAGUUGCAGUUUUAAGAUCCUUUUUAAUUUUUAA